Molecule: messenger RNA, 3030 nt
Organism: Australozyma saopauloensis
Lineage: Eukaryota; Fungi; Ascomycota; Pichiomycetes; Serinales; Metschnikowiaceae
Exons: 1
Coding region: 1-3030 (1009 amino acids)
Biological process (GO): protein import into nucleus
Cellular component (GO): cytosol; nuclear envelope
Molecular function (GO): small GTPase binding
Source: RefSeq, a predicted model, not a curated record
AUGGACAAGGAAGCACUUUUGGCCUCGUUGGCGAAUACCCUCGAUGCAAACCACGAGGUACGCAAACAGAGUGAGCAGAAGUUGCGUGCGUACGAGGAGUUGCCCGGCUUCACCGCCUAUCUUCUUGAUCUCGUGGUGGAUCCGUCGAUUUCGUUCGGUGUCCAGGUCUCGGCCGCCAUUUUCUUCAAAAACAGAGUCAGCAACUUCUGGGUGGUGCCGGAGUUGAAGGGGGCGACCAGUAGAUAUGUGCAGCAGAACGAGAAGCCGCAGAUCAAGUCCAAGUUGGUGGAGGUGUUGAGUAAAACGUAUAAGAACUCUCAGCUUAGAGUGCAGUUGACCACGGCCAUGAGCUGUAUUUUCGACGCCGAGAAGUGGGAGGAGAUUGUGCUGAUCAUUGAGCACUUGCUCAACGAUACCGGCAAUGUAGACCAUGUGUUCACUGGGCUUCUUUGCUUGUUCCAAUACACCAAGAGUUACCGGUUUGCGGGAAUUGACUCUGCUGCAUCCACAAACAUUGUGAUCAAUGAUAUUGUCGAGAAGACCUUCCCUGCGCUUGAGCAUCUCACAGAGUCCUUGUUGCAGAGUGGAGACUCCGCCCAGUCUGACGAGAUGCUCUACCUUAUCUUGAAGAUCUUCAGAUUCUGUACCAUGGCCAACAUGCCUCCAUACAUCGAGAACCUAUCGAAUUUGGGCAAGUGGUGUCAAAACUUGCUUGUUCUUAUCAACAAACCUCUUCCAGACUACGUGUUGGCGGUCGAGGCCUCCGAGAGAACUCAACUCCCCCGCGUGAAGGCCAUCAAAUGGUGUUUUGGCGAUAUGCUUACUCUUUUGUGGCGUCAUGGUGGUGGUAUCAACACUAAGAAUAAGAAGAGCGCUUUUGCAACCAGCUUCAUCAGCGACUUUGUUCCCCAGAUUCUCUCCACCUAUUGGGGUAUCAUUGAAGAGUGGGCUACUGAGCAAAAAUGGUUGUCCCAGCCCUCGCUUUAUAACUUGAUUUCUUUCUUGGAACAGAUUAUCGAGACUAAUGCUUUCUCUCUUAUCAGCGACAAGAUCGAGGCCAUCACCAGCCAUGUGCUUUUGCCCAUCCUUAGCGCUUCGCAACAAACAAUUGAGCUCUAUGAAGAUGAACCUGAAGAGUAUAUCAGAAGAUUUUUCGAUGUCGGUAAGGAGAAUACUACUGCAGACACUGCCUCAAUCAACUUCCUUUACAGAUUGUCGACUGUAAAGUUUGCCUCUUGCGGAGCUCCCAUUUUGUCAAUCAUAAAUGAAGUCUUCCAAAAGAGAGCUGCAGACAGAAACGAUUUGAAAAUCGCUUGCCAGACAGAGGGAGCCCUUCGUAUCCUUGCUACUAUCUCCUAUAAGUUGGACAAGAAGAGCAGUCCAGUCAAGGGCCAGGUCGAUCAUCUCUUGCACUCAGUAGUGUAUCCCGAGCUCUCCGAGGCAACGCUUUCGAAGACACCCUGGCUCACAGCCAGAGCUUGCGACACCAUUGCCAUCUUCACAUACAAGUUCACAGACCAGAAUGUAUUGCAAGACAUUUUCCAUGGGGUUGUAGCUUGUUUCCAACAACAAGAGCAUUUCCCUGUUCAGUUGACCGCUAUUGACGCCUUGCGCACAUUGGUCGAAGAGCAAUACGUUGCCAUGCAAAUCGCACAACAGGCUCCCCAACUCAUGGGUACAUUGCUUGACAUGUCCAAAAAUUUCGAGAGUGAUAUCUUGACGUCCGUAAUGGAUGUUUUCGUGUCAAAGUUUGCGGCAAACUUGGAACCGUAUGCCAAUGAAUUGUCAUACAGACUCGUGGAACAGUUUCUCGCAAUUGCUCACCAGAUCUUGGAGCAGACUUCAUCUGGUGCCAACAUCGACACUGACCAGGAAUACCAAGCUCUUGGUAUCUUGAACACUCUCACAUCCUUGGUUGUCUCGAUGAACGCAUCUACUGAGGUUGCUGCGUCGUUGGAAUCCACUGUCAGAAAUGUUAUUACAUUUAUCUUGCACAACUCGAUGGGACUGUUCCUCGGAGAGGCUAUGGAAAUGGCAGAAUCUCUUCUUUUUAGUACCGGCAAGAUGUCCCCCUCGCAGUGGGAGAUUUUCCGCGAGACUAUUUCUGCUUUCGACACAUAUGCGUACGACUACUUUGAUUUGUUCCACCCAUAUCUUGAGGCUGUUGUGCAUAGCGCAUUUGCUUCCCCAGACAUCACGAUGGACAGUCCUGAUGUUCAGAGCUUGUUCAGAGUAUGCUUCCAAAUCUUAACAGGAGAGGAGGUCGACCCUGUGUUCGCCAACCUAGCUUUCGAGCUCAUCGAGUUUUCGAUUUUGAGUUUAGGAAACAAAUUUAAUUCAUUCUUGCCCAACUUCUUGCCUCAGAUUUUCUCUGUGUUCACGGAAUUGGAUUCUAACGACGCGUUCGAUGGGUUCAUGUUGCACCACUUGUCUAUUUUGAGAAUCUUCUUCGCCUGCUUGUACGUCAAUCUGUCGUACACAUUGCAAUUCUUGAACGAAAACAACUUCACUAGUUUGUUCUAUAAGUUGUGGCUCAAACACAGCGACGACUUCCAGAGCGUUUAUGGCUGUAAGCUUCAAGUCCUCGCUGCGCUUUCGAUUGUGAUCGACUCUGAUUUGAACCUCAUUGUGGAGGAUUUGGUAGGAGAGACCGUGAACGUGCUCAUUUCAAACCUCGAAAGUUUGCCUCAUGCAAUCCGUGCGAGACAAGAGCUCCUCGACCGCGAAAAUGGUACCAGACCAAAUAAGGACUUUGAAAGUGGACAAGAAGAAGGCGGUGAAGAGGAUGAUGCUGAUUUCUACGAGGACGAUUUGGAGGCCGAUGAGGCCGAGCUCGAAGCAUUGAAGCAAACGCCAAUCGACUCAAUCAAUGUCUAUGAAGUCUUUGCCGAUAAGACCACUGCCACACAGCAGAACGACCAGAACCGAUACCAGAUUGUUUUCGGAAACCUUGAUGAGUCUCAAAAAGAGAUUGCCAUGAGAAUCAUCAAUAUUAAUCAGCAACAAAAGAACGCUGCAGCUCUUGCGUAA